AUGGCGGCGCCACAUGGCGUUAUAGAGAAGAAUCUAAGCACUGGUUCCUUUGAAUUAAUCACUUCAGAGACGUUAUAUGGCUCUCAGGGUGGAUAUGGUGAUGCAGAUGACACUGGAUUUGGGCUGAGUGCUGGGGGGUCCUCAGACACCUCCCAUGGCUGUUUAGACCCUUCCAUACUUUCCAUUUUUGAGGACAGCGCAGCUGCUGGAGAAGAGAGCAGCAGGUUGGACGAAGAGAACGAGGCCACACUGCUCAGUGCACUCACUGAAAUACUUGACAACGUGGACGAUGAAACCCUGUCACCUUUUGACACCCUUCCCGACUCUGCCAUUUUCACAACCCGGAAAGAGCAGACAAACUGUCCGUUGCGGAAGCUCCUGGGUCUGCCGCGGGCUCAGUGCACCAAAGAGCCAGCCGCUCAAAGCCCAGUUUCCACUGAAACCCUGACUUAUUGGCCAACUGAGGGUCCGUUUUCAGACAGGAGGAGACAGCCGAGUGCACAGAAGAGAGAUGCGGAAGAUGAGGAGGAAGAGAUCAGGAAUUGCCCUCAGAGAACUUUCUGGACUAAGUCUGAUCCACCUUGCCCUGAUCCACAGAACCCAAAAGGUGAUGAUCACGACGGCUACAGACCUCUGUCCCUUGUUGACCUCGUGAAACACAUGCAUUCGUACUGCCUCACAGAAGCUUUGGAGGAUAGAAAAGAUGGGGUAAAAGGGAGUAAGGAAGAUACCCACGAGCUUGUAGAUGAUGACAUAAUUCUGGAUGUUGUGAAUGUUGACAAAGAGGAGGAAAGUACCCCUGCAAUAAGCUGCUCCCCACAGGAGAACACUCAGCAGAGUAUGUUUCAGGAACGAGUAGGGACAGGUGCUCAGGGGUCCUCCACCCGUGUCUUUAAUAAGUCCGGAAGUCAAGACGAGCGAGUCCACCAGGAAAGGAAAACUAUUUUUGUCACAUGUAGCUCAACAGAGACGCCUCAGAGGAGUGCUUUAGCCAAGCACAACACUGGGAAGGAGAAGAAAAGGGUGACUUUUGCAUCUGAUUUGACCUUGUACCAUGAAAUCCCACAAGAGGAAACCCUUGGCGAUCCGUCAGAAACCCCAGUUUUAGACUGCAGUGAAAGCGAACGCGCGGUGCGCGACACUGAAGGUGACAGCAGCGCAGUAAAUGUAGGUUCCCCAGCUCCGUCCGUCUCGGACGACCAAGAAACCACAAAGAUCUCCCCUCAACAACACGAAUCCAAGCCAAAAGCAUUGAGUCUGCAGGAGUACCGUCUCCUCAGACAGAAAAAGAAACCCCCAGUGGUCAAGAAACACGUGGACCCGAGAACCAAGUGGCCCUCUCUGCCAGAGCCGCCCAGUGAACUUCCUCCUAUUCCUUGUUUACCAGGAUUCCAACCUCCACCGUGUACCUCUAAAGCGCAGAAUGUCUCCCCUGUUGCUCCAGUUUCUGUGUUAAAAUCCAAAGGAGACAAGUCUGUCAAACCUGCUCCGGUUACAGCGUCCCCUCUUAAACGCCGCGUCGCUAAAAGAGUGCUUGUACAAACCUCAGACCCACCAAACCCUGUAAGAGUACCACUUCAGUUUCCAGCCUCCUGCCACACAGAAAGCAAAGGAGAAUCCCCCUCCUCAUCUACUGUAGCUAAAGUACGUCUGUGUGACAAAGUUCUACCUGAGAUCGACGUUCAACAUGUAAAGAAACAGGAAGACCUCUUACCACAGGAUACCACACCUGAUAAGCCACAAACGCAGCCUGUAAUAGACCAGACCCUUGGCACAUUAAAGCAGGCUAAUUCUCUGUCCCAAAAGAUGGUUGCGUCGUCUUCAGUUAGUGAGACUCCUUCUGCGGAGGUCAGAGAACCAGUGUGUCCUGCUACCACAACUGUCAGUACCUCCAUUCAAGUAGUAAAUCCAGCUCAAGAUCCAGUUGUACAAAAACCAGUGCAGACGACACAGAACAAUCCUCCCUCUGCACAGAUCUCUGCAGGCACCAACAAGAGCUGCCCUGAAGGGCAGCAAAUUCAGGCAUCAAGUGCUGAGAUGGCAAUAGAAGCCAGUGACCUGACCAGCCUUCUGGAGCAGUUUGAGGAAACUCAAGCCAGUGGAGCACAGGAGUCCUUAGGGGCUUGCCAAGAUGGGAAACCAGACAUGGGAACUCAAAAUGGCAAAGGUCCAGAUCUAUGCAGCACUGCAUGGUUAACACCUCCCGCUACACCUCCCCACCAAAUAUGGAAGUCCUUUGCUGCACCGCAGGGCCCAAAGCAUCGAGAGGUCAUCAGACCGUCUCCGGCUAAGACCAUCCAAAUCAUUGAGCCUCGCCCUCUGCCCCCUAGUAAGGCUCAUGCCAAGGCCCUCGUGUCUACGGCCACUCCCUCCCCAUUGCAGUCUGUGGCUUUCCCGGACCAUGACUACUGCUUAACUCAGGGAAAACAAGCGGUUGCUCAGAUCCAAACCAGUAAAAGAUUUUCAGCCAUUGACACAAACCCUAGACCUCCCUCUGCAAUUAGCAGUAAUUAUAAGGAAACUGUCUGUCAGAAGCCCUUGGAUUACAGGACUUUGCCUGAAACGGGGCCUUUUUCAGGCUCAGUUCUGCUCUCUCCAGAAAGCUCCCCUUGCAGAAUGGAGGACAGUUCUGCUGAUACUUUUGAAGGGGAGUCUUCAAGGACACGUUACUCCCCACACCCUUCCAGCUCGCCGGUUAGAGGUCGAACAAGGUCCAGGCGGUACCGCAGGUGGUCUCAGAGCCCUGACUCCAGCUCACGGUCGUCGUCCUGCUCUUGCUCUUCCUCGGCCUCUUCCUCUUCCUCUCGUUCUAGGUCUCGUUCCCCACUCAGAAAGAGAUUCAGAUCCAGACGCUCAGAAAGCAGCUCCUGUUUAUCCUCCCGAUCCACCUCCCGCUCGCCGUCUCGCUCGCCCGUCUGUCGCCGUCGCUACCGUUACUCCAGAUCAAGAUCCAGAUCGUGGGGCCGAUCUGGCUCAGGAUCUUGUUCUCGUUCUCCACAGCCAGACUGGAAUCAGAGGUGGAGAGACUGGCACAGAAGAAGGGACCACAGCAGACAUCAAGAUAAGAGGAUUCGCAAGCAAAGAGCCAUUGAGGAGCGAAGAGUGGUGUAUGUAGGACGCAUCAGAGGGACCAUGACCCAGGCUGAGCUCAGGGAUCGGUUUUCCGUGUUCGGGAUGAUUGAGGACUGUACCUUACAUUUUAGAAAUCACGGGGACAACUAUGGUUUUGUCACCUACUACAACACAGACGAUGCCUUUGCUGCCAUUGAGAACGGAGGAAACCUGAGGCGGGAGGAUGAGCUUCCCUUUGAUCUUUGCUUUGGUGGAAGGCGGCAGUUCUGCAAAUCAAACUAUGCAGAUCUAGAUUCCAACAGAGAUGUUGACCCAGCCCCUACCAAAAGCAAAUUCAGCAGCAUUGACUUUGAUACUUUGCUGAAGCAGGCUCAGAAGGGGCUGAAAAGGUAGCAGCAUGUGCCCAUGCCGACGGAGAGAUGGACAGAAGGCUAACAGGGGAAAAAAAGAAAAAGAAAUGUGUGAUUAGAGGAGACCAAAUUUUACCUCAGAGCAAAACAAAGCUCUUUUUGUUAGCACUAACCCUUUGCUUCCUUUACCCUUGCUGUAAAGUAAGAUCCAUGGUUUAAGUGAAAAUUUGUAAGA
Molecule: messenger RNA, 3657 nt
Organism: Chanos chanos (milkfish)
Lineage: Eukaryota; Metazoa; Chordata; Actinopteri; Gonorynchiformes; Chanidae
Product: peroxisome proliferator-activated receptor gamma coactivator-related protein 1
Exons: 13
Coding region: 1-3465 (1154 amino acids)
Biological process (GO): positive regulation of transcription by RNA polymerase II
Cellular component (GO): nucleus
Molecular function (GO): transcription factor binding; RNA binding
Source: RefSeq, a predicted model, not a curated record